Messenger RNA from Chaetomium strumarium, 5610 nucleotides. Its product is annotated as DNA-directed RNA polymerase II subunit RPB1. Bases 111 to 5381 code for a protein of 1756 amino acids. NCBI's taxonomy places the organism in Eukaryota, Fungi, Ascomycota, Sordariomycetes, Sordariales, Chaetomiaceae. Gene Ontology annotation, molecular function: DNA binding. The transcript is spliced from 3 exons. The record is from RefSeq and is a predicted model, not a curated record. Gene Ontology annotation, biological process: transcription by RNA polymerase II. Gene Ontology annotation, cellular component: RNA polymerase II, core complex.
UUCUUCAGAUACUGCCACUCGCUCCGAGUUUCUAGCCAACUUCCUCGUAAUAUUUUCUCUCCUCAGUGGAUUUUGGCAUUCUCUUGCAUUACGAGAAAAAAUCAUCAAAGAUGGCGAACCUCAUCUUCGCGCACUCAAGCGCGCCAAUCCGGACGAUUAAGGAGAUCCAGUUUGGGCUCCUGUCCCCCGAGGAGAUUAAGGGCAUGAGUGUGUGCCACAUUCUCUAUCCGGAAACCAUGGAUGAGACCCGGACGAAGCCUCGAGAUGGUGGUCUCAACGACCCGCUUCUUGGUUCAGUCGACAGACAGUUCAAAUGCAAGACCUGCGGAGAGAACAUGUCCGAGUGCCCAGGCCAUUUCGGUCACAUCGAGCUGGCCAGACCCGUCUUUCACCCUGGUUUUAUCAGGAGAACAAAGAAGUUGCUCGAGGUGGUCUGCCACAACUGUGGCAAAGUGUUGGCUGAUAGAUCUGACCCGCAAUACCUUGCCGCCAUGAAAGUCCGGGACCCAAAGGUUCGGUUCAAGCGGGUUUGGGACAUCUGUAAAGCCAAGAAGCGCUGUGAUAACGACCCACCCAAGGCUGCCGGAGAUGGGGAUUUCAAUCCAAACGGUGAUUCGGCACCGCUUCUCAGCGGCCAUGGCGGAUGCGGCAACGUUCAGCCCGUUAUCCGCCAGCAGGCCCUUACUCUAUGGGCCCAUUACGAGCACAAGGACGAAGACGGUAUCAAGAACAAGGAGAAAAAGGUCAUCACGCCAGAGAUGGCCCUGAACAUCUUCCGCCGCAUGUCGGACGAGGAGAUGAUUGACAUCGGGCUCAACAUUUCGCAAGCCCGUCCGGAAUGGAUGAUCAUUACCGUCCUCCCAGUUCCUCCCCCACCUGUUCGUCCUAGCAUUUCGAUGGACGGCACCGGAACGGGUCUGCGAAACGAAGACGACCUGACGUACAAACUUGGUGAUAUCAUCCGUGCCAACGGCAACGUCCGACAGGCUAUUGCAGAGGGUUCCCCACAACACAUCAUCACGGAUUUUGAAAAUCUGCUCCAGUAUCAUGUUGCCACCUAUAUGGAUAAUGACAUUGCUGGUCAGCCUCAGGCGUUGCAGAAGAGCGGUCGCCCUGUCAAGGCUAUCCGUGCCCGUCUCAAAGGGAAAGAAGGGCGUUUGCGAGGCAACUUGAUGGGAAAGCGUGUCGACUUCUCGGCUCGGACUGUCAUCACGGGUGAUGCCAAUAUCUCCCUCGACGAGGUCGGCGUGCCGCGAAGCAUUGCCCGCAUCUUGACAUACCCCGAAACAGUCACGCCUUACAAUAUCGCCAAGCUCACGCAGUACGUUCAAAACGGCCCCAAUGAGCAUCCGGGCGCCAGGUUCAUCAUUCGUUCUGAUGGCACUCGUAUCGAUCUUCGGUACCAUCGGCGUGCGACCGGCAUUCAGCUGGAAUACGGCUGGAAGGUGGAGCGGCACCUGAUUGACGGUGAUUAUAUCAUCUUCAACCGUCAACCGUCUCUCCACAAGGAGUCCAUGAUGGGUCACAGAGUUCGAGUCAUGCCUUAUUCCACCUUCCGGCUCAACCUGUCGGUCACCUCUCCCUACAACGCUGACUUCGACGGUGAUGAGAUGAACUUGCACGUCCCGCAGACUGAGGAGACUCGUGCAGAAGUCAAGGAGCUCUGCAUGGUUCCUCUCAACAUCGUCUCGCCGCAGAGAAACGGUCCUCUGAUGGGCAUCGUCCAGGACACGUUAGCUGGCGUGUACAAGCUCUGCCGGCGUGAUGUGUUCCUCACCAAGGAGCAGGUGAUGAACGUCAUGCUCUGGGUCCCAGACUGGGAUGGCAUUAUUCCUCUCCCGGCAAUUCUUAAGCCCCGGCCCCGGUGGACCGGGAAGCAGAUCAUCAGCAUGAUCAUCCCGAAGAUAAUCAAUAUCCACAUGAACUCCGACCAGCCGGACAGGGACCAUCCGUUCAAGGAUGAUGGACUCCUCAUUCAACAGGGAGAAGUUAUGUUUGGUCUGCUCUCCAAGAAGAGCGUGGGUGCCACUGGAGGUGGCAUUGUCCACCUGUGCUUCAAUGAACUUGGUCCGCAGGGGGCUAUGGAUUUCCUCAACGGCUGCCAGCGAGUAGUCAACUACUGGCUUCUGCAUAACGGACACAGCAUCGGUAUCGGUGACACAAUCCCUGAUGCGAAAACCAUCGAGCUAGUUCAGAAGCACAUCGAUCAGCAGAAGGGGGAGGUUGCCCAUCUGACAGAGCUAGCAACCAACAACGAGCUCGAGCCGCUGCCCGGUAUGAACAUCCGAGAGACCUUUGAGAACAAGGUCUCGGCGGCUCUUAACACGGCCCGCGACAAAGCCGGUACCACGACCGAGAAGAGUCUCAAGGAUCUCAACAAUGCCGUCACAAUGGCGCGUUCUGGGUCCAAGGGCUCCGCGAUCAACAUCUCUCAGAUGACUGCUCUGGUCGGGCAGCAGAUGGUUGAGGGAAAACGUAUCCCAUUCGGCUUCAAGUACCGCACUCUGCCACAUUUCACCAAGGACGAUUACUCCCCUGAGGCUCGAGGUUUUGUGGAGAAUUCAUAUCUCCGGGGCUUGACUCCCACUGAGUUCUUCUUCCACGCCAUGGCAGGGCGAGAAGGUUUGAUUGAUACUGCUGUCAAGACGGCCGAGACAGGGUACAUCCAGCGCCGACUCGUGAAAGCACUUGAGGAUGCUGCGGCGCACUACGAUGGGACGGUGCGAAACUCGCUUGGCGAUAUCAUUCAGUUCAUCUACGGUGAAGAUGGCUUGGACGGUGUCGCUAUUGAGAAACAGCGUAUGGACCACAUGAACCUGUCCAAUAAGCAAUUCGACAAGCGAUUCCGCUUGGACGUGAUGGACGAGGCGAGCUCCGGCCCCGCUCUGGAGGCCCUAGAGUACGGCAGGGAGAUGGCGAGCGACCCGAUGGUGCAGCAGCUUUUGGACCAAGAAUAUGAGCAGCUCCUCGCCGAUCGCAAGCUGGUGCGAGAGAUCAACCGCCGCAAGUUGGCCGAGGAUAACAUGCAGCUCCCGCUCAACGUGGCCCGCAUUAUCGAGACGGCGAAGAAGCUCUUCAAGGUGGAUGACACUCAUCGCAGCGACCUCACGCCCAAGGAUGUCAUCCCCGCCGUUCAAGCCCUCCUUGAGCGGAUGGUUGUGGUCCGAGGUAGCGAUCCGAUCUCGAAAGAGGCGGAUUAUAACUCGACAAUAUUAUUUAAGAUCCAGCUGCGGUCCCGCUUGGCCUUCAAGCGUCUCGCUGUCGAGCAUAAGCUCAACAAGCUGGCCUUCGAACACGUUUUAGGCGAGUUGGAGAACCGGUGGUCUCGGUCCAUGGUCGCCCCGGGAGAAAUGGUCGGAGUUCUGGCAGCACAGUCCAUCGGAGAGCCGGCCACGCAGAUGACACUCAACACCUUCCAUUUCGCUGGUGUGUCGUCCAAGAACGUCACUCUUGGUGUCCCGCGUCUCAAAGAGAUUCUCAACGUCGCAAAGGAUAUCAAGACGCCGUCCAUGGUCGUGUAUCUGGACGCCGAGAAUGCGACGCAAGAGGAUGCGAAGAGGCUGCGUAAUGCGGUCGAGCACACCACUCUCCGUUCCGUCACGGCGGUCACGGAGAUCUACUAUGAUCCGGAGAUCGCGUCUACCAACAUCCCAGAGGAUUUCGAUAUGGUCGAAUCUUAUUUCCUGAUCUCUGACGCAUCGGAUCAGGAUUCAAUCGAGAACCAAUCACGGUGGCUUUUGAGGAUCACUCUCGACCGGCAGAAGAUGCUGGACAAGGGGCUGCGCGUGGAAGAUGUGGCGCACCGGAUCAAGGAAGAGUACAAGAAGGACGUUGCGGUCAUUUUCAGUGACAACAAUGCGGAGGAGAUGGUCCUUCGCAUCCGCGUGAUCCGCCAAGACGACGACAAAGACGAGGAUGGGAACAAGAUCAUCGAGGAUGACGUGAUGCUGAAGCGACUGGAGAAGCACCUACUUGACAACUGUACGCUCCGUGGCGUUGUGGGCAUUGAGCGUGCCUUCCUGAACAAGGGGACAAAGCUGGUUGAGAAGGCGGACGGCUCUCAGGUAGCCAACAAAGAUGCACCCGAAUGCUCGGAGUGGUAUCUCGACACGCAGGGCACAUCUCUACGAGAGGUCCUGACCAUCGACGGGGUCGACACGAAACGUACAUCCACGAACGACCUGUAUCAGAUCGUGGAUGUCUUCGGUAUCGAAGCAGCUCGGACAGCGCUACUGCAAGAGCUGACGCAGGUGCUUGCUUUUGACGGUUCGUAUGUGAACCAUCGCCACCUGGCCCUCCUUGUCGAUGUGAUGACGUACCGCGGCAGCAUCGCGGCGGUGACACGCCACGGUAUCAACCGCGCCGACACGGGCGCUCUGAUGCGCUGCUCGUUCGAGGAGACGGUCGAGAUCCUGCUCGAGGCUGCCGCCGUGGGCGAGCUUGACGACUGCCGUGGCAUCUCGGAGAACGUCAUGUUGGGCCAAAUGGCGCCCAUGGGUACCGGUGCCUUCGAGGUGCUCCUUGAUCCGAAGAUGCUCGAGACCGUCAUCUCGGACAACUCGCGCAUGGGCCUGAUGCCCGGCAUGACAAUCAAGGGCACCCAGCUGGAGGGCGCCGCGACCCCGUACGACACCGGGUCGCCGAUGGCCGACAACGGCUAUCUGGGCAGCUAUUCCCCGACCAUGGGCAAUUUCUCGCCCAUCCAGGGUGCGGGUUCGGACAGCCCGAGCGGCUUCAACACCGAGUACGGCGGCGGCUUUGGCUCGAGCACAGUCAAUCCUUACGCCACGAGCCCGCGUGCUACGAGCCCCUUCUCCACCUCGCCCACGUCGCCGUUCGGCUACGGUGGCUACUCGCCAUCGUCUCCGGCGGGCUACUCGCCGACCUCGCCUCUCAUCGGGGCCGGAGGACAGUACGCGUCGAGUCCUCAGUUUAGCCCCUCGUCUCCCUCCUUUUCGCCGACGUCGCCGAUGCUGCGACCCGGCAGCCCGACGAGCCCCAGCUACAGCCCGACCUCGCCGAGCUACUCGCCCGCAUCACCCGCCGCUGCCAGGCACUAUUCCCCCACGUCGCCUGCGCAGUUCAACUCGCCGACGUCGCCGUCCUACUCCCCGACGUCGCCGACCUACAGCCCGGCGUCGCCGAAUCUACAUGCGACGUCGCCCUCGUACUCGCCGGCGUCGCCCACCUGGUCGCCCACGUCACCGGACGCCUACUCGCCGACGAGUCCGUCGUUCCAGCGGUCGCCAGGGCAGCAGUUGUCGCCGACGAGUCCGGGGUACUCGCCGACGUCACCGUCAUUUUCGCCAAGGACGCCGGGCCGGGGCGCGUCCAGUGGCGGUGCUGACCAGUACUCACCCACUUCUCCCACGAAUGAUUGAGAAUGCUCAUUCGAAGUGAAGCGGGACACAGGUACGCAGGGCACCGGCUGCCCAGGGCAGAGAUGACGGCGGCACUGAGGCCGUCUCGAGUUUGCUUUCGGGGGGUGGAUGUGCAUAGUUGGAGCGUCCCUUUUCUUUACUCCUUCCCUGCGAUUUUUGCUGGUUCGUUUUUGGAGCAUUUUCCUGCCUCGUCCGGUUGAGAGAGGGAUACAAAAAUAACUCUUUAGAG